UCCUCUCCCUCUCCUUCCCUCCCUCCCCGUGCGCUCGAGCGAAUUCCCGCACGGGAUUCUCCUCGGUAGAGGAACCCUAGCGCUCCCCGGAUCCCGCCGCGGGGUGCAAUGGCCGCGCCGGCGUUCCUGCCCGAGCUGGCCACGCAGGUGGUGGUGCCCGUCGCGGCCGUCGUCGGCAUCGCGUUCGCGGUGCUGCAGUGGGUGCUGGUCUCCAAGGUGAAGCUCUCCCCCGAGCCGCGGCGCGGGGACGGAUCCUCCGCGAAGAGCGGCGCCGGCCCCAGCGAGUACCUCAUCGAGGAGGAGGAGGGGCUCAACGAGCACAACGUCGUCGUCAAGUGCGCCGAGAUCCAGAACGCCAUCUCCGAAGGAGCAACUUCUUUCCUUUUCACUGAAUACAAGUAUGUUGGACUAUUCAUGGGCAUCUUUGCUGUCCUGAUCUUCGUCUUCCUUGGCUCUGUUGAGGGGUUCAGUACCAAGAGUCAGCCUUGCCACUACAGCAAGGGCAAGACGUGCAAGCCUGCCCUUGCCAAUGCUCUUUUCAGCACCAUUGCCUUUGUGCUUGGUGCAGUCACCUCACUUGUUUCUGGGUUUCUUGGAAUGAAGAUUGCAACAUAUGCAAAUGCCAGGACAACUCUUGAGGCAAGGAAGGGUGUCGGAAAGGCAUUCAUUACUGCUUUCCGCUCUGGUGCUGUGAUGGGCUUCCUGCUUGCUGCCAGUGGCCUUUUUGUUCUUUAUAUUGCAAUCAACUUGUUCGGAAUUUAUUAUGGUGAUGACUGGGAGGGCCUUUAUGAGGCUAUCACUGGUUAUGGUCUUGGUGGUUCUUCUAUGGCUCUUUUUGGCCGUGUUGGUGGUGGAAUAUACACCAAAGCUGCUGAUGUUGGUGCUGAUCUCGUUGGGAAAGUUGAAAGGAAUAUCCCUGAAGACGAUCCAAGAAACCCAGCCGUUAUUGCGGACAAUGUUGGUGACAACGUUGGAGAUAUUGCUGGAAUGGGGUCGGAUCUCUUUGGCUCCUAUGCUGAGUCUUCAUGUGCUGCUUUAGUUGUUGCCUCAAUCUCUUCUUUUGGGAUCAAUCAUGAAUUCACUCCUAUGUUGUACCCACUCCUCGUUAGCUCUGUGGGUAUCAUAGCUUGCUUGAUAACGACUCUUUUCGCAACCGAUUUCUUCGAGAUCAAGGCUGUAGAUGAAAUUGAGCCGGCUCUCAAGAAGCAACUUAUAAUUUCAACUGCUGUGAUGACUGUUGGCAUUGCACUUGUCAGUUGGCUAGGGCUCCCAUAUACAUUCACAAUCUUCAAUUUUGGUGCACAGAAGACGGUGUAUAACUGGCAAUUAUUCCUCUGCGUGGCUGUUGGUUUGUGGGCUGGACUAGUUAUUGGAUUUGUUACAGAGUAUUACACGAGCAAUGCAUACAGCCCUGUGCAGGAUGUUGCUGACUCCUGCAGAACUGGAGCUGCUACAAAUGUCAUCUUUGGCCUUGCUCUGGGAUACAAAUCAGUCAUUAUCCCUAUUUUUGCUAUUGCUUUCAGUAUUUUCCUCAGCUUCAGCCUUGCUGCAAUGUACGGUGUUGCUGUGGCUGCUCUUGGAAUGCUCAGCACAAUUGCUACUGGCCUUGCCAUUGAUGCCUAUGGUCCUAUUAGUGAUAAUGCUGGAGGAAUUGCUGAAAUGGCUGGCAUGAGCCACAGAAUCCGUGAGAGAACAGAUGCUCUUGAUGCUGCUGGAAACACUACUGCUGCCAUUGGGAAGGGUUUUGCCAUUGGUUCAGCAGCCUUGGUAUCUCUUGCCCUCUUUGGUGCUUUUGUGAGCCGUGCUGAGAUCCAAACUGUUGAUGUUUUGACACCUAAAGUUUUCAUUGGACUGAUUGUUGGUGCCAUGCUCCCAUACUGGUUCUCAGCAAUGACCAUGAAGAGUGUUGGCAGUGCAGCACUCAAGAUGGUUGAGGAAGUCCGCAGGCAGUUCAACACCAUCCCUGGGCUCAUGGAGGGCACCACCAAGCCUGACUAUGCAACAUGUGUCAAGAUCUCCACUGAUGCAUCCAUCAAGGAGAUGAUCCCCCCUGGUGCACUUGUCAUGCUCACCCCUCUUAUUGUUGGAAUCUUGUUUGGUGUUGAGACCCUCUCUGGAGUUCUUGCUGGUGCUCUUGUUUCUGGUGUCCAGAUUGCCAUCUCUGCAUCCAACACUGGAGGUGCCUGGGACAACGCCAAGAAAUACAUUGAGGCUGGUGCAUCUGAGCAUGCAAGAACCCUAGGCCCGAAAGGCUCAGACCCACACAAGGCUGCCGUCAUCGGUGACACCAUCGGUGAUCCCCUCAAGGACACCUCAGGCCCCUCACUGAAUAUCCUCAUCAAGCUCAUGGCCGUCGAGUCCCUGGUCUUUGCCCCCUUCUUCGCCACCCAUGGAGGCAUCCUCUUCAAAUGGCUUUAGAGAAAGAUUGAUGGAUCGGUUACUUUAAUUUUGCCGGGGAGAGCACUAGAUUUAUCUAUGCCAUAGAGAAGUUUCAGUUUACCCAUAUAGUGCCUUCAUUUCCGUCUCGCCUGUAUUGUGUUACGUCAUGUUGAAACCUACCAGCCAUGGUGUCACCUAGUUUUCGGUUGUAGUUGCAGUAGCCGAGUGGAGAAAUCUCUGGCCAUUCUACAGGUUUGGACUUUCGACAUUUGGUGUAUUGGGUGUUGCCUGUAGAUAUUUCGAUGAUGAUGAUCAAGGAAUGCGCAAUUCAGAUUUCCUGUCUUAGUGAAA
Molecule: messenger RNA, 2730 nt
Organism: Panicum hallii
Lineage: Eukaryota; Viridiplantae; Streptophyta; Magnoliopsida; Poales; Poaceae
Product: pyrophosphate-energized vacuolar membrane proton pump-like
Exons: 8
Coding region: 109-2418 (769 amino acids)
Biological process (GO): proton transmembrane transport
Cellular component (GO): membrane
Molecular function (GO): diphosphate hydrolysis-driven proton transmembrane transporter activity; inorganic diphosphate phosphatase activity
Source: RefSeq, a predicted model, not a curated record